UGUUUAGUCCCAUAUUCCACGCCUCUACACUUUAGCUGUCGGUUUGUCCAUUUCCUUACUACUUUUUCAAACUUCUUCCCUUUCUCUCUCUGUCUUCCUAAGAAUUUAAGAUAAGGGGUAGGAAAUGAGUGAAAAUUAAGUAAGAUGAUGAUAAUGGAAUGGGAUCAACAGCAAGAGAACCAAAGCCAAAACCAGAGAGAAGAUAGUGUGAAUCUCAAUGUGAACAAUGGAGUAAUGUAUGUGAAGGUGAUGACAGAUGAGCAGUUGGAGACUCUCCGGAAGCAAAUUGCUGUUUAUGCCUCUAUCUGUGAGCAACUUGUUGAGAUGCACAAGAAUCUCACUGCCCAGCAAGAUCUUACAGGUGGGAGACUGGGAAAUCUGUAUUGUGACCCAUUAAUGACAUCGGGCGGGCACAAAAUAAGUGCGAGACAACGGUGGACACCAACCGCUGUGCAACUUCAAAUACUGGAACGUAUAUUUGAUGAAGGAACUGGAACUCCAAGCAAGCAAAAGAUCAAAGAGAUAACCUCAGAACUAAGUCAGCAUGGCCCCAUUUCUGAAACCAAUGUGUAUAACUGGUUUCAAAACAGACGAGCUAGGUCUAAAAGGAAACAAGUAAUGGUUGCAUCCUCCAGUAAUAACAACAAUAAUCAUAAUAAUGCAGGUGAAUCAGAGGUAGAGACAGAAGUUGAGUCACCAAGGACAAAACCAGAGAAUCUUCUGCUUGUAUCAGAGGGUCAGGGUCAACAUCAUGAUGUGUGCUUUCAGAACCCAGAGAUAACUUCUCAACUGCAGUUCUUGGGUGUAGGAGAUGACCAUAUGUGUCAGCUAAAAGAAUGGGGGGAAGCUGCAUUUAUGACCAAGCAUGGCAGGGUGAGUGAGUGAAUGAGGCAAUGGAACUACAUAGCAUGCAUGCUUUGACAUAGUAAAGCUAAUACAUAAACUUUGAAUCUUACACUGCCCUUUAGGCUUUUGGCUGUCUUUUGUUUUUGAUUAAUUUUUGUUAAUAUGAAGAAUUGAAAGAAGUGUGCUUGGGCAGGUUGUUGAUGAAAUUAAGAGAGUGCUUGAUUUGGAAUGUUUGAUGGUAAA
Molecule: messenger RNA, 1089 nt
Organism: Gossypium raimondii (Peruvian cotton)
Lineage: Eukaryota; Viridiplantae; Streptophyta; Magnoliopsida; Malvales; Malvaceae
Product: WUSCHEL-related homeobox 13
Exons: 2
Coding region: 145-885 (246 amino acids)
Molecular function (GO): DNA binding; DNA-binding transcription factor activity
Source: RefSeq, a predicted model, not a curated record